Babesia bigemina is the source of this 558-nucleotide messenger RNA. RefSeq lists its product as hypothetical. The coding region runs from base 1 to 558 and encodes 185 amino acids. The record is from RefSeq and is a predicted model, not a curated record. NCBI's taxonomy places the organism in Eukaryota, Apicomplexa, Aconoidasida, Piroplasmida, Babesiidae. The transcript has a single exon.
AUGAACCUUCGGCAGUGUGUGGAUUGCCUGUCGCUAAGGUGUGAAUCACUGGACGAGAUGGCCCUGCAGCGCAUCUCCUAUCUGCUCGCUAGUCGUCAUACCGUGCUAGAUAUAACACCAUUGCUUAACAUGCUGUGCGCCACCGCCACGGCCAGCGUAUCGGAUGGAGAUGCUGCGCAUGUGGCGAUGUGCAUCAAGCGGCAUCGAGAAGACGCGUCGGUAACUAUAAGAGGGGCAUCUGUGUUGAACCGCACAUGUUGUACGACUAAAUUGCGCCACAGCACUGCCCAGAGACUGGAGCUUGCGCUGUCACUCGCGGACCGUCACUUGGUAGUGCUGGACGACGCAUCAAUGCUCCAGCGACGUAUUGGCAAACACAUGCAGCGUAUUGCGCAUUGUGUCCACCAGGCCGGUGGUCAGCGUGCCGCUUCUACCGUAGAUGCACCGGUCAUCGCCGCUCGGAGUGCCGUUUUGGAUUACGCCGCGUGCUUCGGAGGCAGCACCGCGCACAGAAAUGGAAAACUGCACUCAGCUCUACUAAAUGCCGACCAAGGCUGA